AAGAACAGUUUCUCACCGCAUCAGGGCUGUUGCUCAGACAUACAGCUUUUCUUGUCGCGUAACAUGACAUGCUGAGCCUACAGGUCGAGAGUUUUGCAUAUAUAUAAUGUGGAGAGCUACGAUUCUCUUAACCCAGCUUCCUUUCAUUGACAGAAUGUACUUCUUUGCUUCGCUUCUAUUCUCAGGAGCUGCGAUCGCUGUUGCGCACGCUGAAGAAGCCAAGCGUGACGCAAGUCAGCCCUACUUCAACAUAUAUCAAGGUCCAAAUGAGCAAGAUUCGAUUAUCAAUGAUCCUUCUACUCAACUGGAUUACACCCUGUCUGGGGGAGAGGCAUAUCCCAACCCGUACAUGGCAGACAGACUAGGAACGACUGGCCCUCUUCUGAUUUCGUCCACUAACCUGAUCGAAUCACUGGCUCACUUUGUCCGUGAGAGAGUGCCUGAGCGCACUAUCCACGCAAAAGGCGGAGGUGCUCAUGGUUGGUUUGAAGUGACCACACCUGUGGGUGCGAACUAUUCGAUGGCGAGUGUCUUUUCGGAGGUCGGCAAGCGUACCCCAGUCACUGCCCGGUUUUCUACAAUUGCCGGUAAUCUGGGCAAUGCGGAUACUGUUCGGGAUCUGCGAGGGCUCGCCUUUAAGUUGCGCACAGAAGACGGAAUCUUGGACUGGCCCUUCUUAAACCACCCUGUUUUCUGGAUUCGUGAUCCAGCAAAAUUCCCUCACCUCAGCCGUUCUCAGAAACGCAACCCUCAGACAAACACUGUGGAUUACAAUAAUUUCUGGGAUUACCUUUCCGCGAAUAAUGAAUCAAUCUACCAGGUCAUGCGUACCAUGUCUGACCUCGGGACUCCUUACGGGUUCAGGUAUAUGAGUGGCUGGAGUGGCAAUACAUUCCGCGCUGUGAAGGCAGAUGGCUCGUGGGUUUACAUCAAAACCAUCGCAGUGUCGGAUCAAGGCACCAAGAACAACACUAAUGACGAGGCCAUCGUGCAAGCUGGCGUGAGCCCCGACUUUGGCGUCCAAGAUCUUUAUGACUCCAUUGCAGCUGGAAAUUACCCCAGCUGGACAAUUUACUGGCAAACCAUGACGCCUCAACAAGCCGAGAAUUAUAAAUACAACAUCCUAGACCUGACCAAAGAAUGGCUCGUAGAAGAUGUACCUUACCAGGAAAUUGGUCGAAUCACCCUUGUUCAGAACCCGACUAAUUAUUUCGCAGAGGUUGAACAAAUUGGUUUUGACGUUGCCAACAUGCCUUAUGGUCUCGAACCUUCCGCGGAUCCCAUACUGCAAGCACGAUUGUUCGCUUACUCUGAUGCCCAGCGAUACCGCACUGGAGUUAACGGCAGACAACUCCCAAUCAACUGCCCUCUCAAUCCUGUCGCGAAUUUCUUACGUGAUGGUGCCAUGAACUUCAACAACCAGGGAGAUCGCCCGAACUUUUGGUCGCAGCAAGAUCUUCUUGGGCUUGCUCCUCGGCCGUAUAAUGACGACAACCACACCAUUUGGACUGGCGGCGCUGUCAAGUACCUUAGCACACCCAGCGAGAUAGAUUUCGAUCAACCAAGGAUCUUCUGGAAUGGUCUAUCUGAACGUGAUCAAAACAACUUGAUCUCCAAUGUCAUCUGGCAUCUUGGUCAGGCCAGCGACGUGGCUAUUCGCACCAAGCAGUGCCAGCUCUUUCAGCAUGUGAAUGAGACUUUAGGUCAAGCCAUUGCGAUGGGAGUGAAUGUCACUCUGUAGAUAACAUUACUGCCUUUCCGUCUUUGCAGCUACUUUCAUAUUGGUGGAUCAGAUUUCUUUCUUGGCCAUUUCUAUUUAUUCGUGGAGCUUGACAAACUACAGGGUCCCACCGUUUUACGAUACUGUUGGAGCGGAACAAGGGCGGAAUACUUCCAGGGCGACUAUUAGAAGUUUGCCACUUCUAACAACCUCCCCAAAUCGCGACUAUCGCACAUUUUUUGAUACCUUGUAGUUUUGUAGCUAUAGAGAAAAUA
Messenger RNA from Suillus plorans, 1995 nucleotides. Its product is annotated as catalase-like domain-containing protein. Gene Ontology annotation, biological process: hydrogen peroxide catabolic process; response to hydrogen peroxide. The transcript is spliced from 20 exons. Lineage: Eukaryota; Fungi; Basidiomycota; Agaricomycetes; Boletales; Suillaceae. Gene Ontology annotation, cellular component: mitochondrion; peroxisome; cytoplasm. The coding region runs from base 107 to 1741 and encodes 544 amino acids. Gene Ontology annotation, molecular function: catalase activity; heme binding. The record is from RefSeq and is a predicted model, not a curated record.